UGCACACAAUAGACUACACAGAACUCGGGUUCACCACUUGGAAUGUUCUAUUCAAAAAGAUGUGGCUGUCAUUAGGUAAUAUACUUGCAGCAAGUGAAGGAGAUGGGAUUCAUAUCCAAAGCUCUGUCUCCUGGAAGGGAGGCUUAGUCAUUGCUUAUAUACACGUUGGUUAAUUACAUGUUGAUUUCUUCUUUGAACUUGGCUAAGCUUAUGAGGUUGGUUUGGUAUCAAACUCAUCCAGUUUCAGCUGCCUCUGCAAAAUACUGUGCUACAUUUUAACAUUUAGCAAGAAUAGUACUUAUAGUAACUGUCCAAACCUUGAGACUCUUGUCCUAUCUAACAAUAUAGUGUAACAUAACUUUUACAUAUACUGGGAAAGCAAAAUAUUCAUGUGACUGGCUCUGUUGUCAUAUUUGUUUUAUUGCUGUGGUCUGGAACAGAACUGCAAUAUCUCCAGUAUGCCUGUAGUAGAUAGAGUCUGGAUCCAUAACCUUUCUACAUCUUUUCUAUUCUCAUUUUAUUCAGUAUCUGGGGAUUUUAGUAUUUUCCGUUACCUUCCACUUAAUGAAUCUCCAACCCCCUCCCCCUCUGGAAUAGCACAUUUGUACUUCCAAGUACUUAGGAUCACUACCAGGAACUUCAAACUCAGGAAGUCCUAAACUACAAUAAAUUCUUUAUCUUACCUUUCUGCCACCCCAAUCUCAAACCCUCUGGAAAUUUGCUUCUUUCCAGUUCCUGGGAAUUCCCUACAUUCUCAGUUAAAUGGCAGCACCAUCAACCCACUUUUUCCCAAACUCCAACUUAGGAGUCAUCCUCAUUGGCCAAGGCCCAUCUGAAAGAUGAAGCUGAAAACAUCCUACCCCUGGGGCUGAUGCAGGAAGAGAAAGCCUGCCCAGCGGCCACCUAAACCCUGGCACACCCGCGAUCAUUCCAUCCCGCUAAGUCUUAAAGACGAAAUACAUAGUAAUUUCCUAAGAGCAUUCGGGGCGCGGGGCGGGCGUGGCUGGAGACAGCGGAGGGCUGGGUGCCGGCGGCCUCCCACUGGCUUCCGCCAGACGUCAGCUCCAGAGCCGGGGAGAGCCCGGAGCGGGGAGCGCCUAGAGCGGGAGCUUCUAGAGCCUGAGAGCCCCGAGUACGGAGUCGGCAGAGGCCGGAUCCUGUGGCAGGAUGACGGUGGGGGUCUUUGCAAAUUGUACCUUCUGUUUGAAAGUCAAGCAUUUACCUCGUCAACAGAAGAAAAAGCUGCAAACUGACAUUAAGGAAAAUGGUGGAAAUGUGUCCUUUUUAUUAAAUCCCCAGUGUACACACAUAAUCAUAGACAACGUUGAUGAUCUGAGCCAGUACCAACUGAACUCUAUCCAAAAGAACCACAUCCAUAUUACAAGCCCAGAUUUUAUAUGGGAAUCUAUCAAAGAAAGGAUACUCUUGGACGUAAGGAAUUACGAUCCUAUCAAGUCCCUGGACAGCACACCACCUUGUCCAGAGGCAAGCAGUUCUGAAAUGCAAACAGAUGACCUAUGCCUGGACAGUUCCACAGAGACGGAAAACACUAUGGAACUUACUAGAUUUUAUACAGAGAAUGUUGAAAUUCCUCAUUUUCCUCAAGAUUUUGAAGUUGCAAAAUACAAUACCUUGGAAAAAGUGGGGAUGGAGGGGCGUCAGGAGACGGCCGUGGUGGAGUUGCAGUGCUCACAGGACCCCGGGGACCCUGCCUUCCUCAUAUCUGCACACUUCCUCGUGCCCCAGGGCACUGAGACCAGAAGGCAGUUCUCUGUGAAGACAACCUCUGCAGAUGCAAGCGAGUGCUAUGAAAAGUACAUCGAAGAGUUGAAAAAACAAGGAUUUCUUCUGAAAGAACAUUUUACCCCAGAAGCCACCCAAUUAGUAUCUGAGAAAUUGCAAGCAUUGCUUUUAGAGGAAGUAAUACAUUCAAGCACUCUGAGCCAAGAGGUGAGCGAUUUGGUGGAGAUGAUUUGGGCAGAGACUCUCGGCCACCUGGAGCACACACUCCUCACAUCUGUGAACAGGAUCAGUCUUAACGACGUGAGCAAGGCAGAGGGAAUUCUCCUCCUAGUAAAGACGGCACUGAAAAAUGGAGACACAGAAGAACAGUUGCAAAAGAUGAUGUGUGAGUUCUACAGAUUAAUACCUCAUAGAGGUACAGCAACUGAAGAAGUUAACCUGAGACUACUAGCCAAGAAAGAGGACCUCUGCCAGCUAAUAAGGGACAUGGUUAAUGUCUGUGAAACUAAUGUGUCCAAACCCAACCCACCAUCUCUUGCCAAAUACCGAGCUUUGAGAUGCAAAAUUGAGCACGUUGAACAGAACACGGAAGAAUUUUUCAAAGUUAAAAAAGAGAUAUUGCAGAGUAAUCACAGUCAAAGUCCAGUGAACAUCUUGCAGAUAUUCAGAGUGGGCCGAGUGAAUGAAGCCACAGAGUUUGUGAGCCAGCUCGGCAACGUGAAGCCCCUGUUGCACGGCUCUCCCGUUCGGAACUUUGUAGGCAUCCUGUCGCGUGGGUUACUUUUGCCCAAAGUAGUUGAAGAUCGUGGUGUGAAAAGAACAGACAUUGGAAAUCUUGGGAGUGGAAUAUAUUUCAGUGAUUCACUCAGUACCAGUAUCAAGUACUCACACCUGGGAGAGACAGAUGGCACCAGGCUCUUGGCCGUCUGUGAUGUAGCCCUUGGAAAGUGCGCGGACGUACACAGGAAAGACUUCUCCUUAACAGAGGCACCGCCAGGCUACAACAGUGUCCAUGGGGUCCCAGGAACAGCCACUGUCACCACGGACUUCGAGGUUGAUGAAUUUGUUGUAUAUAAAACCAAUCAGGUUAAAAUGAAAUAUAUUGUUAAGUUUUGUUUAACUGGAGAUGAAAGAAAGGACUUCUGUCCUUGUAAUAACGCUGAAUUAGAGGAAUACACACCCAAGGUUUCAAAUGUUUCAAAGAUUGAAGAUUACCAGUUACCCGACAGCAGACCUUUCAGCAGCAUCAAGGCCGGCCUACAGGACACUUCUGGGAAUUCAGUUCCUCUUGAGGAUGUGCACAUCAAGGGGAAAAUAAUAGACUUUGUAGCCCAGGUCGUUGUUUUUCAGACAUACACAAAUCACAGUCAUGUGCCCAUUGAGGCAAAAUAUAUUUUUCCUUUGGAUGAUAAGGCAGCUGUGUGUGGUUUCGAAGCAUUCAUCAACGGGAAGCACAUAGUGGGAGAGAUUAAAGAGAAGGAAGCCGCCCACCGAGAGUACCACAAAGCCAUCAGCGAAGGCCACGGUGCUUACCUGAUGGACCAGGACGCACCUGAUAUUUUUACUGUAAGUGUUGGAAACUUACCUCCCAAGGCUAAGGUCCUUGUCAAGAUUACCUACAUCACAGAACUCAGCAUCCAAUUUGGCAUCCAAGGAACCAUGGCUGUCUUCUUCAUACCCACCACUGUUGCGCCCUGGCAACAGGACAAAGCUUUGAAUGAAAACAUCCAGGAUACAGUAGAGAAGAUUUGUAUAAAAGAAAUAGGAACAAAGCAAAGUAGCUUCUCUUUGAGUAUGUCUAUUGAGAUGCCUUACGUGAUUGGAUUUGUUUCUAGUGAUACACAUGAACUGAAGAAAAAGAGCACAGACUGCAAAGCUGUGAUUAGCACCGUGGAAGGGAGCUCCUUAGACAGCAGUGGAUUUUCUCUUCACGUUGGUUUGCCUGAUGCAUAUCUCCCAAGAAUGUGGGUUGAAAAACAUCCAGAAAAAGAAAGUGAGGCCUGCAUGCUCGUUUUCCAACCAGAUCUCGGUGUCACCCUCCCUGACGUAGCUGAGAAGAGUGAAGUGAUUAUCUGUCUGGACUGCUCCAAUUCCAUGGAGGGUAUGACCUUCUUGCAAGCCCAGCAGAUUGCCUUAUAUGCACUGUCAUUGGUGGGUAAGAAGCAGAAGGUGAAUGUUGUCAAGUUCGGCUCAGGUUACAAGGAGUUGUUUUCCUACCCUAAGUGCAUCACAAGCAAUACCGUGCCGACUGAGUUCAUUAUGUCUGCCUCGCCUACCAUGGGAAACACAGACUUCUGGAAAACGCUCCGGUAUUUGGGUUUACUGCCCCCUUCUCAAGGUGUGCGGAACAUCCUGCUUAUAUCCGACGGGCACCUCCAGAGCGAGGGCCUGACCCUGCAGCUUGUGAACAGGCACGUCCAGCACACCAGGCUGUUCUCCUGCGGCGUCGGUUCUACAGCAAAUCGUCAUGUCUUGAGAACUCUGUCCCAGUGUGGUGCUGGAGUAUUUGAAUAUUUCAACUCAAAAUCCAAACACAGUUGGAAAAAACAGAUAGAGGACCAGAUGACUCGGUCCCGUUCUCCAAGCUGCCACUCUGUCUCCGUCACUUGGCAACAGCUCAGUCGGCGGGUGCCGGAGCCCCUGCAGGCCCCCGCCAAGGUGCAGGCCUUGUUCCACGGUGACCGGCUCCUGGUCUACAGCUUCAUUCCUCAUUGCACACAGGCAACUCUGUGUGCAUUGAUUCAAGAGAAAGAAUUUUCUACGAUGGUGUCAACUACUGAACUUCAGAAGACAACUGGAACUAUGAUUCACAAGCUGACAGCACGAGCUCUGAUCCGAGAUUAUGAAGAUGGCAUUCUCCAUGAAAAUGAAACGAAUCAUGAGAUGAAGAAGCAGAUCUUAAAGUCUCUGAUUAUUCAACUCAGUAAAGAAAACUCUCUCAUCACACAGUUUACAAGCUUUGUGGCAGUUGAGAAAAGGGAUGGUAAUGAGUCACCUUUUCCUGAUACUCCAAAUAUUUUGGAACUUAUUGCCAAAGAAGAUGUCGAUUUCCUGCCAUACAUGAGCUGGCAGGAAGAGCAGCUGGAUGCCAUCAUGCCACAGGGUAGCACAUGCAUGUAUGAGCUAAAUUUGAACUUUCCCAUCUGUUUACAGCCUCUUUCAGCAUCCUCUGAAUGGCAUGAAGAAUUCCUAUGUAAACAUUUCACUAAAAGAAAACUUAAAUCAUCUAAAGUGGAAGUUUUUGAAGAUUUUGAAUUUCUUAGCUUAGGUUUCCAACAACCAGAAGAAGCUUUAACACUUGAUUUUGAACGUAGAGAUGUGGAAAAGCCAUUGGAUUUAAGUCAGAUUAAUUCACUUAAACACGAAAGAAUUAAAGCACGGUUUACAAAAGCCAUUUCACCAAAAAUGGCUGCUCCUAGGUCUUUUGCUGCUCCUGUUUCAGCCCAUUUGAUAGCUGCCUGCUCUGCUCCCAAUCCUCCCCGCUUACUUGCUCAGAGCUCUCUUUUUGGUUCUCUUGCUAGUCCCAAACAGUUUGGUCCAUCUAAGAAUGACCAAGGCCUGAAGACUAGCCUUCGUACUGACACUUCCCUUGAGUGGGGUUCUCCUCCCAGACUGCCACCUUUUGGUUCUUCUCCUGGUUUGGCUUUUUCAGCUGCCUCGCUUAGCUCCAGACAGCUUGAUCUACCUGAAAUUGAUGAUGGCAUCUGUGGUUAUGCUGGCCCUUCCUUUGAGUUGGAUUCUCCUCCACAGCAGAAUUUUUUGUUUUCUUCUAUACCUCCUCCCCACCCUGGAGGGGUUAGCUUUCCUCCUCUCCCUCUACCAGGAGGGGUUGGCAUUCCUCCUCCUCCUCUUCCUCCUCCUCCUCCUCCUCCUCCUCCUCCUCCUCUACCAGGAGGGGUUAGCUUUCCUCCUCUGGCUGAUUCCUCUCCUCUUCAUUUCCCAAAUUCCCCAGCUGCCUUGAGCACCAGUCACAAGCAGCCAGUACAUUUAAUGGACCUUGAUAUUCCUGCCAGAACUGCUACAUGUUGGGGAGAAUCAUCAGAUUCUCCCCAACAUGUAGGCCUGGCUGCCUUAAGUUGUUCUGACACAGAAAAUGAUGAAAAUUGGAGUGAUUCUUCCCAAUAUACAUGUCUGGGUUUUUGUGAAACAGAAAAUGAUGAAAAUUCUUUUGAAAUACAAAGUGAUGAAACACGAAGAUUUCCGGCAAGUAGGCUUUUUAAAGGGAUGACAAAAUUUGAUAUAACAAGAAGAGAUUUUACUGCAAGAUUUCAGGCACUAGAAGAUGAGGACAACAUAGUCUGCAAGCAAAGCUGGAGGAAUUUUGUGCCUUGGACUGAACUCUUCAGUCUGCAAACAGAGGAUGGCUUCUGGAAACUUACGCCAGAAUUGGGAUAUAUAUUAAACCUUAAUACAAAUAUUUUAAACAGCUUUCUUGAACAAAAAGGCAUUCGAUCUCUAGGUAUAAAAGGAAGAGAACGUCUUCUGGACCUGAUCGCCACACUUCUGGUACUCCAGUUUCUUUGCACCAAGUUGGAACAAGAGGGAAUAGUCUUCAAAUCCCUGAUGAAAUUGGAUGAUGCCCCUAUUCUCAGGAAUAUUCCCUGGGCUUUUGAGAAAAUAAAGAAAGCAAGUGAAUGGGUAAGAAGAAAUGAAGGACAAUAUCCAUCCAUCUGCCAACGGCUUGAGUUAGGUAAAGACUGGGACUCGGCCACUAAACAGCUACUGGGAAUCCAACCCAUAAACACCACUUCUCUCCACAAAGUUCUUAAUUAAGUUCAAUUCUAAAUGGAAUAAAGUCGUAUUUUAAACUCUU
Messenger RNA from Hipposideros armiger (great roundleaf bat), 6556 nucleotides. It is a transcript of the gene PARP4, whose product is annotated as poly(ADP-ribose) polymerase family member 4. The transcript has 35 exons. Gene Ontology annotation, molecular function: NAD+ poly-ADP-ribosyltransferase activity. Lineage: Eukaryota; Metazoa; Chordata; Mammalia; Chiroptera; Hipposideridae. Gene Ontology annotation, cellular component: cytoplasm. The record is from RefSeq and is a predicted model, not a curated record. Bases 1168 to 6516 code for a protein of 1782 amino acids.